Molecule: messenger RNA, 1765 nt
Organism: Sipha flava (yellow sugarcane aphid)
Lineage: Eukaryota; Metazoa; Arthropoda; Insecta; Hemiptera; Aphididae
Product: probable RNA-binding protein 46
Exons: 7
Coding region: 503-1690 (395 amino acids)
Cellular component (GO): nucleus
Molecular function (GO): mRNA binding
Source: RefSeq, a predicted model, not a curated record
AAAAAAAUUCGAUUAACAACGAAACGACAAACACAAACCCGAUUAUCUAUCCCCUACGUCCCUCCCCUGUAAUUCAUUACAGUAUACCAAUAUUAUUUUCAAGUGAAACAACGAAUAAAUGUCGUUGUUUUCAAUAGUUCGUGGAAAAUCGCUAUCGAAACUAAAACGUAUACACACACACACACACACACAUCGUAUGUUUUUAAGUUUUAUGUGUUAUUAAGGACCAUGUGAGCCGCGGAGUGGUGGAUAUACUGUUUAGAGCCCUGUCGCGCAACGGCGUAAUUGUUAAAUGCGUUUUGUUUGUCCGACACACCGGGCAGAAAGAACUUUUUUUCGCUUGUUCGAUACCGUUCGGUUGAAAUUCGAAUCUCAAAAUUUUUUCAUCAUCAGUAGUUCUAAUUAUAUUUACCACGUGCUCACGGUAAACAACAGCUACAUAUUAACACGAAUCGAAAACAUUAGGUUUUGAUUACAUCUGAAAAUUUAAUUCUUUGCCAAAAUGAAUAUGUAUUGUACACCUCAAAACAACAAUGUUUUAUUCUGUGAUUACAUUUCGCCUACACCUCAUUAUUCAUUGUCAUCAUAUUCUCAAUCUUCAUAUAUAUCUAGUAAUUCUAAUUAUUCACAAUCAUCUUUUUCACCACCCAUGUCAUCGCCUUAUACACCUUCAUCACAGACUUCAGAAUCAUUUGGAAAUGAUAACAUUUUUAAAUUUCCACCAAUAAUUCAAGAUAAAUAUAUUCGUACACGUGAAGACUUAUUAGCUGCCGUUAUUGCCAAGGCCAAUAAUUUAGCUGAAAUAGAAGAAAUCGGUCAACGUUUAAUUUCAAUAGACAAAAGACAUGUUAUUCAAAAUAAUGGCCAAAAGACAUUGUUGCCAACUGUGAAGCAAGAACCUAAGCGUGGUAGUGAACUGUAUGUUGCAUUACCAAAAGCGUGUUUAGAAGGAUUUCUCUAUGCUAUUUUUUCACAGUAUGGAACUGUCCAUCAAAUUCGAUUAAUGAUGCAUUUCUCUGGUUCAAAUCGAGGAUAUGGUUAUGUUAUGAUGAGUAAUCCUAUAGAAGCUGAGAUGGUGCUUGUUAAACUUAAUGAACUUACUCUUCCUGGCAUUCGAGGUCACUUGUUAAUAAGCAUGUCAACUGAUAAUAGAACAUUAUUUGCUAGAAAUAUACCUAUGGAUUUAUCAGAAGAACAAUUACAAGUUGAGUUUGAAAGGCGCGUGGAAGGAGUUAAGAAAGUGCGAGUUUUUAAUCAUAUAGAUGAUCCCAGCAAAAACCGAGAAUUCUGUUUUGUAAUAUUCAAAGAUCAUAGAAGUGCUGCGUUAGCUCGCAGAUCAAUGGCUGAAAGUCCAUUUUUCCUAAAUGGGGUAUCUAUUAAGAUCCAAUGGGCAGAAUCUGAACCUGUAUUUCGAUAUUCAGUACUAAAAAGAAUGAAACAAUUACACAUUAGAAACAUGAAUUCACAAACAACAGAAGAAGAUAUAUGGAAACUCAUAUGCCAACAUGUUACACCUAAUAAUAUUGUAUUCAUUAAGAAAAAUAAUACAUGUGCCAGAAUCAAAUUUACCAGACAUGAAUAUGCAGAUCUUGUACGAAAAAAUCUUGAUGGUACACGAGUUCAUGGAAUAAAUUGGAUUGUUAUGUGGGACAAAAUAGAAGGAACAAAGUAUGAAAGGUUAUGCCCUUGAUGCCUAGAAUAAUUAUUAAUUCUACUUAUUAUAUACUACAUUAAUUAAUAUAUAUUUCUUAUUUUGUAAUUCCAU